AUGGUUGCUGAAGCAGGAUUUUGCAUGAAUUUCCGACAAAAUCCCCGAGGAAACUCGCCAAUCGGGAAUACCAUGGAACCGACCGUUGCCGUGUCGGAUUGUUCGACCUGGGAAAGGCGUAAACAUGCUGAGAUACAAGUGGAUUUAAGAAAACUUCGUCAAAAGAUUAGAAAUGCGCUAGCCUGUGGUGUUGACCAAAAGAAACAGCAUGACGUUUUAAUGGAGUAUUUCAGCGAAGAUAGAAUCGUGAAUAUCAUCAAUAAUCCACAGAAAAAUUCAACUAAUGUGGAAAAAAUCAUACUCUCUUUCCUGUCACUGUCAACAAAUUGCUUUAAAUUCAUAUUUGUUCUAUGUCUCAUUCGAUAUACUGUGAUCACAUAUAUCGAUAGAUUAUGA
Adineta ricciae is the source of this 396-nucleotide messenger RNA. Lineage: Eukaryota; Metazoa; Rotifera; Eurotatoria; Adinetida; Adinetidae. The record is from the annotation of a GenBank genome assembly.